This is a messenger RNA of Aedes aegypti (yellow fever mosquito), 788 nucleotides long. RefSeq names its product adult cuticle protein 1. The transcript has 2 exons. Bases 154 to 537 code for a protein of 127 amino acids. The record is from RefSeq and is a predicted model, not a curated record. NCBI's taxonomy places the organism in Eukaryota, Metazoa, Arthropoda, Insecta, Diptera, Culicidae.
GCUGGGGCAAUAUGGGAAAGCUAGAACGUGGACAGAAGUUGCGAUUGUUACCCCCUCUUUGGUAUAAAAGGGAACUGUUUCGAUUGUAUCGAUAUCAAAUUUAGUACCAGCGUUCAGCCGAGCAGUUCCAAGCCUCAACCACAAAAUCCAACCAUGAAGUGCAUCAUCGCUGCAGUCAUCUUGGCCAUGGCCGCCGUUUCCGAAGCUGGAGUGAUCCCAUGGGGAUGGCCACAUGCCGCUGCUUUGCCAGCUGCCGUUCCGGUUGCUGCUUGGCCCCAUGCUGGAUGGCCUUAUGGUGCUGCUGCUUGGCCAGCUGCUGCUCCCUGGGCUGCUGCUCCUUGGGCCGCUGCCGCCCACUGGCCAGCUGCCGUUCCAGCCAUCCAUGGUCCAGCUGCUUCGGUAGCUCACCACGCUGGAGUCGUUCCCGGAGCCACUUCUGUCACCGCUACCCGUGGAGCCGUUCAUGUUGCCCCACUGGCCGGACAUGCCGUGUCCCAGCAGCAACUGAACCUUGCUCCAGCUCCAGGAACCAUCUAAAUUUGAUACACUUCUAGUCAGGAAUCGAAUUGGCCACCGACAAACUAUGCAAUGGAUACCGGGUGUGUGCGCGUUCCCCACGGGAAAUGACUUGAACGGCGGUUCACACACACCGGAACCAAACCAAGUGAUAUACUCAUUAGAUGAUAAGGAGGGCACCAAGUGCCAUCGAAGCUUACACCGAGAGAUUCGUAUGUACAACUGAGCAAUAUUUUCAAAUAAAAAUGUGACUCAUUUUUAUGACAGAUGAA